AUGAACUCUCUAUUGCAGCUGCGGCUCUGCGCAGCUAGCAGGAUAUUUGCUGCGGCUAGUCCUCUGGGGGCCCCUGCAGCAGCAGCAGCAGCAGCAGCAGCAGCAGAAAAGGCAGCAGCAGCAGCAGCAAAAGCAACUGUAGUAGCAGGGCAACGCGCUGAGCACUUGAGAGCAGCAUCAGCAGCAAGAACGCAGCCGGCUUUGCCUACAAGGGCAGCAGCAACAGCAGCAGCAGCAACAGCAGCAGCAGCAACAGCAGCAGCAGCAACAGCAGCAGCAGCAGCAGCAGCAGCAGCUACGUCCCGGUUUUCUGCAUAUGAGGUUUCCUACUGCCAACGACGCGGCCUCCACUUCUCCAACGAGAAGGAGUUCAGGGCCUUCCUCAAGGGGUCUAGGUACGUUGCUGCCCCUGCUGCUGCUGCUGCUGCUGCUGCUGCUGCUGCUGUGCGCAGCAGCAAGGGGGACGCGCAGCAGCAGCUCGCGCUGCAGCUCGGCUUCUACCUCAGCAGCAGCAGCCGCAGCGGCGUCGGCGAGCGGCUGCUGCUGCAGUACACUGCAGAUGCUGCUGCAGCAAAGCAGCAGCUGCAGCAGCUGCUGCAGCAGCAAAUGCCCUAUGCAGAAAUCACGGCGGAAUGCACCGAAGGCAGCAACUUCAUCCGCGUCUGCUGCUGCAAGGAGCAGCAGGACCUUUUGGCUCUCGCGCUGCCCGCUGACCCAAAGAAAUUCGAGCCCCAGAAGGCGGUCAAUGCUGUCUUCGCUCGCUUGGGGUUUCUUUAA
Messenger RNA from Eimeria necatrix, 777 nucleotides. RefSeq lists its product as hypothetical. The coding region runs from base 1 to 777 and encodes 258 amino acids. The transcript has 2 exons. The record is from RefSeq and is a predicted model, not a curated record. NCBI's taxonomy places the organism in Eukaryota, Apicomplexa, Conoidasida, Eucoccidiorida, Eimeriidae.